This is a messenger RNA of Clupea harengus (Atlantic herring), 3230 nucleotides long. It is a transcript of the gene shld2, whose product is annotated as shieldin complex subunit 2. The record is from RefSeq and is a predicted model, not a curated record. Gene Ontology annotation, biological process: regulation of double-strand break repair via homologous recombination. Lineage: Eukaryota; Metazoa; Chordata; Actinopteri; Clupeiformes; Clupeidae. Gene Ontology annotation, cellular component: nucleus; site of double-strand break.
CAGGGAGUGAAUGAGGCCUUUGCUCUUCAUAUGUGAACACUUAAAACGUAUCUUGAAGUAGAAAAGGGUUGGCUACAAGAUUGAUUACUAAAUUGGUGGAGCAGCCCUUCAUGUGGGAUAUCAGCAGAUGCGCACUGCUUUGUUUGGAUGGUUAGCUUAGGGAAAAGACCGCACAGUCAGCAAUGUCAACUGACCAACAAGAACAAUACUAGCUAGCUACCUUACCUAGUUAAAGUUUUGAUUACAAUGUUUUGUAGUGCAUCGGCCUAUGUACCGUUUAAACCACAUUACCAAGUUGUCCCGUUCCAAAGGAACUAUACGCUACGAGAUAGUUAGCUAACUAUGGAAGACGCUGUACCCCCCAUGGAAGAGGGUUAGCUUGUGUAGAAGUAUUUCACAAAAUAAAAAUAUAUAUUAUGUUUAAACCGAUCUUGCUAGUUAGCAUUAAUAUAAUAUUCGCUAACGUUAGCUGGCUAAGUUACGCACAUAUAGACUAUCAACAAAUAAUUGGAGUGCAUUGCAUUGAAAGGACAAUAGCAGCAUGACUGACAAACCAAAGAUCCAUGUGUUUCUCGGAGCGCCAUGCCCCUUUUUGAGUGCAUCAGACACGGGCGCUCCGGAAGACUCUAGUGACUGGAAAACCCUGGAUUUGUGCUGGGAUCAGGGCCGAUUGAGGCCCAAGACCAACGAUAGAGGGGUUCAGGUGAACCCAGAUUCUGUGGAGGCAAACACGUCUGCAGGGCGGGCAGAUAGAGACGUCAGCCAAGGUAAUUUUGAACCGGUCACAGCCGAGGGGCAUUCCCCGCCACUGUUUGAGGAAGACGAAGAAACUGAAGUCACACCUGACCUUUCACCAGCCCCUUCAAGCCAGCACGCUAAGAAUAAACCUCUGUUACGAGAGGUUGACGACCUUUGUUCAGAAUCCCUAAAGGCCCACCUAGACAGCUGCUUUACACGUGCCCAGCCUCAAGCCGCCUCUGAGUGCCCACCCUGCUCUGGUAUGUCUGUGGAGACUGAGUACCUCAGUGUGUGGACAAAGAGCCAAGCCCUCCUCAUGAAAAGGAGAGCGGGGCUCCCUCCAGAGGUAGCACCUAUAGGAAUGGGUUCCCCGCACACGCCGCAGACCCAGCACACUCCGGUGAUCUCUAGAACCUCCCCGGAGCUGUGCAGCCCCCACUCAGGCAGCCCAGGCAGUCGAGCAGUGGGAGGCACUCUGCAGGGCUCCCCGGACAGAUUCUCCGAAGUGCUGAGUCAGAGGCAGCGGGAAGGGGGCGUGAUGCUGGAGAGAACACCAGAUGGACUCCUCUGUACUCAGGGGAGCCCCUCAGCUCACGUCGACAAAGACCGCCUCUCGGAGGCCCCUCAGCACUGUCUCCCCCCCCCUAACCACAGACCACCUGGUCAGCCAGCUCACAGCUCACCUGUCUCCCCCGCCAGGAAGAAGAGCAAGCAGUCACCAACCACACCUGAAGGUCAGCGUUCAAAGCCAUCGGCAUGGGAUGGUUUUAUAACAGCUCGCCCCCCAACUCUCCUGGCCAGAUGCAGGACACGUGGGGUGCAGUACUCGAUCUUAGUCGCCGUAGUGCACCCCUUUCAUCUCCAGGAGGUGAAAAUGAAGACCGGUGCAACAGCAGGAAAUACUAUUCCCCUGGCAACGUUGAUAGUCACUGACCAGUCAGAUGUGGAGAUGAAAGUGGUGAUGUGGAGGGCCGCUGCCUUCUGGGUUCUGACCGUUCAGCCAGGAGAUGUGCUCCUGAUCACAGGUGUGAGAGUCCACGAGGACAAAUGGAGGGGGGAAACCGUGCUGCAGUCGUCCUACUCCAGCAGACUGCUCAACCUGGGCCAGGUGUCCAGCAGCCUCAGUCCCACAGUGCCUCAGGCGGUGAACAGACGGACUCUCGGGGAACUGUGUGCUCAUCUGCGGGAGAGACGCCCCCUGCUGUUGUCCCUGCCUCAUUGCAGCCAUCAGGACCUAAGCACAAUUCCCUACGCAAAACUCAAAACCCUGCGCCCCGAUACCCUAGUCCACGCCGUGGUCCGGGUCACACACACCAACAUGGUGACAGCCUGGCGCGAUGAGGCCCAGGGGAUCUCCCGGGCAGCUGGAGUUCAGAGAUCAGUGCUAACUGUGGAGCAGGCAGACGGCCACCAGGGGGCAGUAGUGCUAUGGGGUGCUGCUCUGGCAUGGCUGGAACGAAUUCAGAAACAUAAAGAGGCGUUGUGGGAUUUCCGGCUGCUUCUCGUGAAGCAGGAUGUGACCUCAGGUCUCCUUGAGCUUCACUCAACUCCCUGGGGAUCCUGUGAGCUUCUCUCUACCAGCGACAUCCGCUGGGCAGAGUUCUUCAAGCCGGGCCAGACCACACAAACCACUUCCUGUGUCGAAAUUGAUUUACGAACUCUGCUGUCUCAAAAAUACACAGGUGACGUGGAACUCAAAGUACAAAUAACAGCCUUCCAGUUUCAAGGAAGCCUAUCCCAAAACACCUGGCAAGUGAUCGACAGCACCACGAGCCUUGAGAGAAUUUUGGAGAUGGUCUCUGGGGACGUCACUUUCACCGGGUGUGGGCACUGUGCCGUGGAGUUGGACACCGAUGACAAUGGCAUUUAUAGGCCCUGCUACCCAUGCCUACCUCACACCGCUGUGCGACACUACUACAGGCCAGUGGUACUGACCGUUCGGGAUGGAGAGUUCCAGGUGUGUGUGCAGGUGCCUCCGACUCUGGUGCAGAAGGUCCUCCUGAACACUCCCCCUGAUAAACUGAGCAAGCCUGUGGCUCCCUCCUCGGAUGUGAGGUAUGUCCAGGUGGUGGCAGAGAGGAUUCAUUCUCUGUUGGCUUUACCCCGGAGCACUUUUCUCCUGAUCGUCCGAAGUCAUAUCCAGUGUGACGAGAACAGUAUUCCCAUCAUCCAAGACUUCCUCCUGCUGGACUUCUGUCCAGUAGACCCCUGAGCCACUGUUCUGGAAGAUCUGAAGCAUCACUGGGCACGGGAUCUCUCUGAAAGACAUGCAACUGAUGAAAGACUGUAGCUGUGAUUUUGAACAUUUUUACCUACAAUUUUUUAUUUGUAAAUAUUUUUUGUAAAAAGUGUUGUGAAUGUUGAGACUAGCUCUUUUGCAUUUGUAGUUUUUAAAUUUGUAGGUAUUUGUAGUGUGGCAAGCCUCUCAGGUCGUCAUUUUAUUGUUCUUCCUUUGAUCCGGUAAUAAAUAAUAAAUCAUGAUUUAUUCUUCA